GCUCAGAGGGGGAGGGACUUGGCCGCGUCCUCAGCCUUCUUCUGUCUCCAAAACUUUCACCAAACUCCCGGUCUCCUCCUCCCACCCCCAAACCAAAACACAACAAGUCCAGGAGGAGGUACCGAUCGGGAGGCAGCCCCGCUGCCGGCCUUGGCUGAUGCAAUUUAUCCUUUAAGAUAUCUACCUGGACAUUCUCACGGCCGGACUCCCGUGGGGUGCAUCCCCCCGGGGCGAGGAGGAGAAGCAUGAUCUCGAUGCCCACGGUCUGAACGGAGCUGGAACCAGAGCCUGUGUCUGCCCCGCGGGACCCCGGAGCCCCCAGCGCCCCAGAGCGCUGCCCGCCUUCGCCAUGGCUGGCAAGGGUGGCACAGGGAUGCCGAAUGGCGUGGUCCCCGGCGAGCCAGCCAAGCGGCCCGAGAACCUCAAACGGGGCAACUGGGGCAACCAGAUUGAGUUUGUGUUGACGAGCGUGGGCUACGCCGUGGGACUGGGCAACGUGUGGCGUUUCCCCUACCUUUGCUACCGCAAUGGGGGAGGUGCCUUCAUGUUGCCCUACUUCAUCAUGCUGGUCUUCUGCGGGAUCCCCCUUUUCUUCAUGGAACUCUCCUUUGGGCAGUUCGCCAGCCAGGGCUGCCUGGGUGUCUGGAGGAUCAGCCCCAUGUUCAAAGGUGUGGGCUAUGGCAUGAUGGUCGUCUCCACGUACAUCGGCAUCUACUACAACGUCGUCAUCUGCAUCGCCUUCUACUAUUUCUUCUCCUCCAUGACCCAAGUGCUGCCCUGGGCCUUCUGCAAUAACCCGUGGAACACCCCCGACUGUGCCGGGGUGCUGGACACGGCCAACCUCACCAACGUCUCCGGGCCGCCCGCCGCCCCCGGCCCCCUCAACCUCUCCCGCCUGCUCAAUCACACCCUCCAGAGGACCAGCCCCAGUGAGGAGUACUGGAGGCACUACGUCCUGAAGCUGUCCGACGACAUCGGUGACUUCGGGGAAGUGCGGCUGCCUCUGCUCGGCUGCCUCGGCGUCUCCUGGGUUGUCGUCUUCCUCUGUCUCAUCCGAGGCGUCAAGUCCUCAGGGAAAGUGGUGUACUUCACGGCCACCUUCCCCUACGUGGUGCUGACCAUCCUGUUCGUGCGGGGCGUCACCCUGGACGGCGCCUUCACGGGCAUCAUGUACUACCUGACCCCGCAGUGGGACAAGAUCCUGGAAGCCAAGGUGUGGGGAGAUGCUGCCUCUCAGAUCUUCUACUCUCUGGGCUGUGCCUGGGGUGGGCUCAUCACUAUGGCCUCCUACAACAAGUUCCACAACAACUGCUACAGGGACAGCAUCAUCAUCAGCAUCACCAACUGUGCCACGAGCGUGUAUGCCGGCUUCGUCAUCUUCUCCAUCCUCGGCUUCAUGGCCAACCACCUGGGGGUGGACGUGUCCCGCGUGGCAGACCACGGACCCGGCCUGGCUUUCGUGGCCUAUCCCGAGGCCCUCACCCUUUUGCCCGUCUCGCCCCUCUGGUCCGUGCUCUUCUUCUUCAUGCUCAUCCUCCUGGGCUUGGGCACCCAGUUCUGCCUCCUGGAGACAUUGGUCACAGCGGUGGUGGACGAGGUGGGGAACAACUGGAUCCUGAAGAGAAAGACCUUCGUCACCCUGGCCGUGGCCGUGGCGGGUUUCCUGCUCGGGGUUCCCCUCACCAGCCAGGCGGGCAUUUACUGGCUGUUGCUGAUGGACAACUAUGCAGCCAGCUUCUCUCUGGUCAUCAUCUCUUGCAUCAUGUGUGUAUCCAUCAUGUACAUCUAUGGGCACCGGAACUACUUCCAAGAUAUCCAGAUGAUGCUGGGCUUCCCGCCCCCCCUGUUUUUCCAGAUCUGCUGGCGAUUUGUCUCUCCAGCCAUCAUAUUCUUCAUCCUGAUCUUCACUGUGAUCCAGUACCGCCCCAUCACCUAUAACCAGUACCAGUACCCCGGCUGGGCCGUGGCCAUCGGCUUCCUCAUGGCCCUCUCCUCCGUCAUCUGCAUCCCGCUGUACGCCGCGUUCCAGCUCUGCCGUGUUGAUGGCGAUUCCUUCCUGCAGCGUCUGAAGAACGCCACGAAGCCAAGCAGGGACUGGGGCCCGGCCCUCGCCGAGCACAGGACCGGGCGCUAUGCCCCCGCCCCGGGCACCUCCCCCGAGGACGGGCUGGAGGUGCAGCCCCUACACCCAGACAAGGCCCGGAGCCCGGCUGUGGGCAGCAACGGCUCUGCCCACCUCCAGGACUCCCGGAUAUGAGGGCUGCUGCUGCGGGUGGGGAGGGGAGGGGGACAGCGUCACACCCCAUGCUCCUCCUUUGCUCCCUCUAUUGAGACUGUGUGUGGGUGGGGGGGGGGGUCAGACCCACCCCCACCAUGCCCCUGCCAGGGGUGGGGUGGGGGAAGAAGUGCGGCCCCCUGUCAUCUCAGCCACCACCGCUAACCCCUGUGUUUCUCAUCACCCCGGUGUUUACAGGUCAUCAUGACAACGCUCCCUCACCUCUCACCCCCACCCCUACUCCGGACCACAAGCUGGGACCAGAGGGGGAGGGAGGGGAUUGGGUGGGCAGGAGAUGACCCUUCUGCCCCCCUCAGUGGGCUGUCUGGACAGAAGGGGACGUGGGGGGAGGGUCUGGGAACCAGAGUGUCCCCUCUACACUGUACUGAGUGUUGGGGCUUCCUCCCUCCUGAAAAGGGGGGCCUCAUUGCUGCUGUUGGGGCUGGAGCAGGAGAGCAGCCCCGGGGGUGGAAGUGGGUUUUGUGGCCAACACUGGAAGUGGGUGCGGGUGGGGGCGUGGCGUGUCUCCUGCCUCGGAAGAGGCUGGGGGCAUUCUAAAAAUGCCAACACAACAGGACUGAGAGCUCAGAGGGGAUCCUGCCCUGCCCUUGGGGGGUGGGGACAGACCCCUUCCUCUGAUCUCCUGCCCAAGAUCCCCCUCCCCAGUCAGUCCCUUCCACUU
This is a messenger RNA of Ornithorhynchus anatinus (platypus), 2957 nucleotides long. RefSeq names its product solute carrier family 6 member 9 (gene SLC6A9). The transcript has 14 exons. Gene Ontology annotation, cellular component: plasma membrane. Bases 350 to 2257 code for a protein of 635 amino acids. Gene Ontology annotation, biological process: glycine import across plasma membrane; sodium ion transmembrane transport; synaptic transmission, glycinergic. The record is from RefSeq and is a predicted model, not a curated record. NCBI's taxonomy places the organism in Eukaryota, Metazoa, Chordata, Mammalia, Monotremata, Ornithorhynchidae. Gene Ontology annotation, molecular function: glycine:sodium symporter activity.